UUACAAGAGAGAUAUUCCCAUAUGUUGGAGAAAUUUUCCAUGGCAAAAGCAGCUAAAUGUCUCAGUCAGAUAAGAGAUAAAUUGGAAUAAACAGCUGUCAGUGUUAAAUAAAUAUCCUGGAUAAUGUGCAGGACAGAAAUAACUACAGCAUUGUCAAACUCCUUUCUUCACUUUAUUUAGCUGUUCUUGCAUGUAGCUCCCAAGCUUUCCACUGCUCCAGUUAGUGAAGCAUUUAUUUUUGAGUCGGCUGCAUUUCUUAAGACUGUAACAACGAAAGGCAUUUCCUGAGAAACUGCAAGGAUGAGCAGCAAGAAAGAACAACAGCUAACAACAUAUGGGACCCUUGUAGUAGUUUUUAUCUUGCAAGUUCAGAUUUUUGGGUUUGAUGUUGAUAAUCGACCUACAACAGAUGUCUGCUCAACACACACAAUUUUACCUGGACCAAAAGGGGAUGAAGGUGAAAAGGGAGACAGAGGAGAAGUAGGCAAACAAGGAAAGGUUGGACCAAAAGGACCAAAAGGAAACAAAGGACCGCUGGGUGAUGCUGGUGACCAGGGAAUGCUUGGUAAAAUUGGUCCAAUUGGUGGAAAGGGUGACAAAGGAGCCAAAGGCUUACCAGGGGUUUCAGGAAAAAAAGGAAAAGCAGGCACGGUCUGUGACUGUGGAAGAUACCGCAGAUUUGUUGGACAACUGAAUAUCAAUGUUGCUCGUCUUAACACAUCCAUCAAGUUUCUGAAGAAUGUUAUAGCAGGUAUCAGGGAGACAGAUGAGAAAUUCUACUACAUUGUGAAAGAAGAGAAGAAUUACAGAGAAGCCUUGAUGCACUGCAGGGACAGAGGAGGAUCACUGGCCAUGCCUAAAGAUGAGGCAACCAACGCCUUGAUUGCUGACUACAUCUCCAGCAGCGGCCUGUUCCGAGCCUUCAUUGGGCUGAAUGACAUGGAAAGAGAAGGACAGUUUGUGUAUGCAGACAACAGCCCACUGCAGAACUACAGUAACUGGAAGCAAGGAGAGCCUCAUGACCCAGCUGGUCACGAGGACUGUGUGGAAAUGCUCAGCACAGGAGAGUGGAAUGACUCUGAGUGCCAAGUCACCAUCUACUUCGUCUGUGAAUUCCUGAAGAAGAGGAAAUAAAAGUGCCAGAGAAUGUGCCUGGCACCUGCUGUACAUACAAUAACCCAUCCCCAUUCAUUUAUCGUAGGGAGAGUAAAUCAGGGAUAGGAAACCAGGGAUAGGAAACCAGGGACAGGGCUCAAUCCAGCCUUCACAUCACUGGGCUGAGCAAGAGUAACUACUGUUUAGUCAUCAGUAACCUCAAAGUCAGCACGAGUCUGCAGGGGGCAUCCAGCCAGCUGUGAAUUUUUAUUUCUACAUGCAUUUUAGGGUUGGCAUUUCUAUAUGUAAUUUAGGGGUAAGUUUAGAGCAUGCAGAAGUGAACAUAAUUUCACCAGUUCCAGAAAUAGUAAGCUCAUUGGUAUAUGAAGUACUGAUGUGGUUUGCAAAGUCCACAGCUGGAAAGAUGUCAUGGUUUGACGCUGGCCCAAUGCCAGUGCCCCCAUGAAAACCCAUCUUCCCCUGGUGUCCGCUGUGAGAUGUGAUCAGAGACAGAGCAAAGCAGGCCUCCACUUGCAAACAAGAAAAAAACU
Messenger RNA from Motacilla alba alba, 1646 nucleotides. RefSeq names its product collectin subfamily member 10 (gene COLEC10). The record is from RefSeq and is a predicted model, not a curated record. The transcript has 6 exons. NCBI's taxonomy places the organism in Eukaryota, Metazoa, Chordata, Aves, Passeriformes, Motacillidae. Bases 301 to 1134 code for a protein of 277 amino acids.